This is a messenger RNA of Polypterus senegalus (gray bichir), 1198 nucleotides long. It is a transcript of the gene miip, whose product is annotated as migration and invasion inhibitory protein. Gene Ontology annotation, biological process: negative regulation of G2/M transition of mitotic cell cycle; negative regulation of cell migration. NCBI's taxonomy places the organism in Eukaryota, Metazoa, Chordata, Cladistia, Polypteriformes, Polypteridae. The record is from RefSeq and is a predicted model, not a curated record. Bases 151 to 879 code for a protein of 242 amino acids. The transcript has 7 exons.
GUGUAGUUACAAUUAAAUAUUGGCAGGUGGCAGCAUUGCACCGCUGAGGAUUGCAGGUUUCAUGCUAGCUGUUGAGCUGUAGUGUCCUUACACUUUUCUUUCUGCUCCUACUUCUAGAAAGGUGAGGUUCAUGUGACCUUCCAGGCAGACAUGGAAUACCAUGAAAACUUGUGUGAAAAGGCCUUUUUGGGCUAUGAUUGGAUAGCAGGCCAGUUGGAUGCAGAAUCUUCUCUGUCUGAUCAGUCUGAGGAAUAUUUUACUGAGCUGAGAAACUUUCGUCAGGUGAACAAGGAUGAGUGCUUCUUCAGCAGCAUUGUCAGAGAGGAGGACGUUGAGUUUACAGCCCCUCCACUGGUGGAGCCCCAGUUAGACCUCCUUCCUUCCUUGGACACACACCAAUGUACUCAUUGCUACAGAGUUGACCGUCGCCUUUUUACUGUGCCUCUUGAACCUGAGGCUGCUUGUGCCAUCUGCAAGCUUCCAAGGAAUCACCUGCAGAGUAGUGAACAGAAGCCUGCCUUCAUAAGGAUCAGUAUCCCACGAUCAACCCUGCUGCCUGCCUACAAGUAUAAGGCACAUCGAAGAAAGAGUUUUGACCCUACGGACUCCUUGUCUCUGCCCUCUCACUGCCUUUCAGGAUGGUCCAACAAUGGCUCCUUAUCCACCUCACAUAGCAAUAGCUUUGGCAUAAGAAAGAGCUGCUCUGUGUCUGGGGUGCUGAACGGCAAGCUAUUAAGUUUGCUUCAUGACAAGAACUCUGAGGAACCUAUCAUCUCUUCAGAUGAACUUCUAAGCUUAUCGCAUGCUGCAGAGUAUCACUUCCAGAACAUGGAGGGGCCAACAAGGACAGUGCCUACCUCAGGAGACAGUGUUUACUAAUGCUUCUGAAAACAUUCCUAAUGUUUGUGCCAUAUAUCCCAUGUAGAUGAUGAACUCCCUGACUGACAACCUGGGCACUCUGUGCUGUACUUCACAUAUCAUUCAUCUGAAAUCUGUUUUAUGGUCUUUACAGUCUCUCUCCAUUUCUUGCUCCAUUGCAAAUACAUCAGGGGAAUCUUACACUGAAAAUCUUGCAUGAAUUUAUUUGUAAGAUCUGAUCUUUUUGGUAAUGAAUCCAUUGUUUGUGUGUUGUUUGAGUGAGGCUAGCAGAUAAUAAUUAUGACUGGGUUUCAUAUUAAAAAUAUUUAAAAUAAGGGAA